Molecule: messenger RNA, 1527 nt
Organism: Fusarium subglutinans
Lineage: Eukaryota; Fungi; Ascomycota; Sordariomycetes; Hypocreales; Nectriaceae
Product: quinate transport
Exons: 6
Coding region: 1-1527 (508 amino acids)
Biological process (GO): carbohydrate transport; transmembrane transport
Cellular component (GO): membrane
Molecular function (GO): carbohydrate:proton symporter activity
Source: RefSeq, a predicted model, not a curated record
AUGACGAAAGCUCUGGGAACUUUCAGAGCAUUCUACCUUGUAGCGUUAUGCUGCGUUGGUUCUUUUCUUUUUGCCUAUGACACCGGCACUGUUGGCGGAAUUUUGACCUUCCCGAGCUUCCAACGGGAUUUCCGGUAUACCACCAAGGACAAGGCCAAUGUUGGUUCACUGUCCACGAGUCUUCUGCAAGCUGGUGCUUUCUUCUCCUGCUUCUUCGUCUGGCCCUUUACCGCUCGAUUCGGCCGUCGCUGGUCUCUUGUCCUAGCCUCGGCUAUCUUUAAUGUCGGCGCCGUCGUGCAAACGAUCAACACUCAUCAUCUCGCCGGAUUCUACAUUGCCCGAUUUGUCUCGGGCGUCGGUGUCGGCAUGGCCACUGUGAUAGUGCCCAUGUACUCAGCUGAGAUGGCACCAAAAAAUAUCCGUGGCAUGCUUGGUAGCAUGUUCCAGUUCUUCUUUACCUUGGGAGUCAUGACUUCGUACUGGGUUGAUUACGCAGCGAGUAUCCACAUCCCCGACGACAGCAGCGCCCAGUGGCAACUACCAGUCGGUUUACAGCUUGUUCCCGGCAAUAUCCUUGGCCUCGGAAUGCUCUUUACAAAGGAGAGUACCCGUUGGCUGGCCAAGGCAAAUCGCCGUGAGGAGGCUUUGCAGUCCUUGAUCUGGGUUCGUGGUGGAGAUUCUCCCGAGGUCCGAGAAGAGUUCAGCGAGAUUGUUCGAAGCAUCGACGAAGAGAGCCGUAUCAAGGCUGGUUUGACUUGGAAAGAGCUUAUUGAGCCCGUCAACCGUUACCGUCUCGGCCUCAUCAUUGCUCUGCAAAUCGCUAACGAAGUACGUGUUAAAGGCGUUCAGCUCACCGGAAACACCUCCAUGGCAUACUACGCUCCUCAGAUUUUUGGUCUAGUUGGUGCUGGCCAGGACAAGCUUCUGCUUACCGGCUUCUUCGGUCUUGUCAAAGUCGUGGCGUGCCUUUUCUUCUUGCUAUUCCUCGUUGAACGGAUCGGUAGUCGUGGCUCUCUUCUCGCAGGGGCAGGACUCAUGGGUACUUACAUGCUCAUCGUGGCAAUCUUGACAGUCAAGUUCCCUCCGAACCCCGACGCUGGACUGACACCUCCUUCUAUUGCUUCUCUGACUAUGAUUUAUCUUGAAGCCAUGAGCUACAACAUAUCUUGGGGGCCUGUACCGUGGGUUUAUACUGGUGAGAUUUUCAGCAGCCGCAUUCGCGAGGCUGGCAUUGCCAUCAGCACCUCAACACAAUGGCUAUUCAACUUCGUCUUUUCUCAAGUCACUCCACACGCUGUCGCGAACCUUGGCUGGAGGACCUUUCUCAUGUUCUCAAUUUUCAAUUUCGCGCUUGUUAUCUUUGUCUGGUUCUUUAUCACGGAGACCAAAGGCGAGUCCCUAGAGGAAAUGGAAGAACUCUUUGCCAGUCGGGCUGGCGUCACUGUCGUGAGACCUGUAGAAGCAGGGGUAGCAGACGAGAAGGAGACUGAGAGGCAUGUUAAAAUGCAGUCUGCCAAGUCGAGCUAG